Salvelinus fontinalis (brook trout) is the source of this 2874-nucleotide messenger RNA. Its product is annotated as SPRY domain-containing SOCS box protein 4-like. Gene Ontology annotation, biological process: intracellular signal transduction; proteasome-mediated ubiquitin-dependent protein catabolic process. The transcript is spliced from 4 exons. The record is from RefSeq and is a predicted model, not a curated record. Gene Ontology annotation, cellular component: SCF ubiquitin ligase complex. Gene Ontology annotation, molecular function: protein binding. The coding region runs from base 741 to 1577 and encodes 278 amino acids. Lineage: Eukaryota; Metazoa; Chordata; Actinopteri; Salmoniformes; Salmonidae.
CACUCCCCGAAGUCAGUGUUGUGAGCAAAACUAGCUUGUCGAAUUAAUAUAUCCUCGCCACGUAAAAGGGCUGACUUUAGGACUGCGGAAAGAAAUGGCUCUGCUGUUGCCCUAGCCAUCACCUAUUGCGGAUCCUAUCCCUCGAGCGACUUGGCCAAUCAGUGCGUAUCAGCGACACAUGAACGGUGAUUUCCACGGAAUGGCUCGCGGAACAAAGAAGCCGCCCGUCGCGAAUUCCCGUAUCGGUAGAUAGAGAGAAUUCGCCGAUAAAACAGCACAGAAGAGUUACGUUAGUAAGGCUUGGUGAAAUAAAAUGAUUAUCUUCGACGCAAAAUAGAAAAAAGUCCGUUUUUUAUGCUCAAGGAGAGAACUUGGCGUCGUGAGGGCUUUGUCGAUCGCGAGGCGAGGCUUUUGGCUACAUUGUUACAUUGGAACGAAGUAGGCAGGCCACAGUAAGGUGAUUGACCUGUGACCUUUGGAUUUGGUUGUUUGCUGCGGACUCCAGAUCUCAGAUGAAUUAACAGAUGAGCUCACCCACAACCAGCAGAACACUCGUCUACUAAUAAUUUGCUCCUUACAUUGCGAGUUUCCUCUGACAGUGGACUGAGUGUCUCUGUGAGCGUCUCUCAACCUGGGACGACUGCUCUUCUGGCCACAGCGUCCAUGAGGUAACGGCGGGAAGCCCCAUACCACCCUCGCUCCGCCCUCCAUCCCCCUCUCCCUCAUCCCUCUCUGCAGCGAUGGGUCAGAAGAUCUCAGGCAGCAUCAAGUCAGUGGACGCACGGGGUGAGCCUUCAUACCGGCCGGUCCGCCGUGAGCUGCGGGGUCCAGACUUCUGCCGGCCUCCUCGUCUGGACCUGCUUCUGGACAUGCCCCCUGCGACCUCUGACCUGCAGCUCCACCACGCCUGGAACCCCGAAGACCGCUCGCUCAACGUCUUUGUCAAGGAGGACGACAAGCUGACCUUCCACCGCCACCCGGUGGCCCAGAGCACCGACUGCAUCCGCGGUCAGGUGGGCUACACACGGGGGCUCCAUGUCUGGCGGAUCCACUGGCCGGCGAGACAACGAGGAACACACGCUGUUGUAGGGGUGGGCACGGCUGACGCUCUUCUACACUCUGUGGGUUACACGGCCUUGGUGGGUUCUGACUGUGAGUCGUGGGGUUGGGACUUGGGCCGGAACAGACUCUACCACGACAGUAAGAACCGGCCGGCCUCCACCUCGGCACCAACAUACCCGUGUUUCCUGGAGGCAGACGAGUCGUUUGUUCUGCCGGAUGCCCUGCUGGUGGUGCUGGACAUAGACGAGGGCACGCUCAGCUUCAUGGUGGACGGCCAGUACCUGGGCGUGGCCUUCAGAGGGUUAAAGGGCAAGAGGCUGUACCCCAUCGUCAGCGCCGUGUGGGGACACUGUGAGGUCUCCAUCCGCUACGUUAAUGGACUGGAUCCGGAGCCCCUCCCCCUGAUGGACCUGUGCAGGCGAGUGGCCAGGCUGGCUCUGGGGCGGGACCGACUCAACCAGAUAGACACCCUCCCUCUGCCAGAGACCCUCAAGAACUACCUCCAGUACCAGUGACCUCACAGACUCACCAGGACAAUGAUUGACUGACUGCUUGACGGCAGCUACAUUUCACUACAGUCAACCCACAAACAUGUAACCCUGAACCAUUGGACAUCUACUGAGGAUAAUGAUGAUGGUCUGGAGGAAGCCUAUGAAGGAGUUCUGAGUUUCUUUUUAGGAUUUGUCUGUUUUUAAUUUGUUUUUUUAAAUUUGCUCACUGCUAUGAUGGACAGAGGGAGGAUUAAUGAAAGGAGGGGGAUGGGCUUGAGACUGGACUGUAGCAGAAGUGUUGAGCUAUGAUGCUGGCUUCUCAUUGGGUAUAUGGGUCUAUAGUGCUUCUAGAAUAUGUGCCUGGAGGAAGAGGGUGUUUGGUGAUGAUGCAUAUAGACAUCAUACAUAGUUACUGUACAUCUAUACAGAUUCUCUGGAAGGCUCUCAGAACAUCUAGAUAUUUAUAUUUAGACCCUGUAGCAGGCUCCACUGAGACUCACCAGCCCCUAGCCACAGGGAGUUAGAAGAUGGAAAACACAUAGGCAGGCAAACAUCCUUGAAUGCAUGCAUAUGCAAACACUCACUCAUACUCAGAGGGGCUGUUUUCAGUGUGAGUGGUGAGGUUUUAUGCAUGUGUGGAUUGGUGCGUGUUGGCAUUGCUCCGCAACAGGCACCCCGGGGCAUCAGUCAGACCCACUCUGACCCCUCUGAGUUUGGGGACACUGCAGCCCUGAUGCACUACACCUCCCUCUCAACUGGCAGUCUCUCUUUAUUUAUCAGUGGGUUUCAUUGGAUCCAGGCUUCCAUUAGGUCUCUGUCUGGGUGAGUGACUGGGUCUGUGUCCAAAAUGGCACCCUAUUCCCUACAUGGUGCACUACGUUUGAUCAGCCUGAUCAGGAGUGCACUGUCGGGAUAGGGUGCCGUUGUGGACAUUCCCUGGGAUGUUGUCAGUCAGGGUGUGUUAAAGCUGAUUGAAGUUGAUCAGAGGGCCAAUCCGCUAUUACUGUUUAUGUGCCUGCGCAGAGAAAGCACACGACACCUCUGUUACAGGAGACUGUUUUAAAACAAUGUAUUUGCUGCUUUGUUUUGUUCCACUCCUGUUCUUAUCCCGAUGGUGAUAUUCCUCUUUUAAACAGUUCUCUUUUUAUGAAUGAGGCUUUUGUUUAUUUCUGAUUUGUUUUUGUUUUCUAUUUUAUUAAGAUCUACUUGCUGAACAGGAAGUGACCCGGUUGAGACAGGAAGUCUCGCUGAGAGAGACUGAUCGAGGAAUGUGCUGCAAUGAGCAUCUUUUUAAAUGUGGAUUAAAAAAAACUGAACCCAA